CACGCCCCUUCCGUGGCCGGGACCCGCGCUUCCGCUUCCGGCGGUGUGAGUGGGACGCGCGGCGUGGUGUGGCGUUUCGUGGUGAUGGCGGCCGGAGGUAGCGAUCCGCGGGCCGGCGACGUAGAGGAGGAUGCCUCACAGCUUAUCUUUCCCAAAGAGUUUGAAACAGCGGAGACACUACUAAAUUCAGAAGUUCACAUGCUUCUGGAGCAUCGAAAGCAACAGAAUGAGAGUGCAGAGGAUGAACAGGAACUUUCUGAGGUCUUCAUGAAAACUUUAAAUUACACAGCCCGUUUCAGUCGUUUCAAAAACAGAGAGACUAUUGCCAGUGUCCGCAGCUUGUUGCUCCAGAAGAAGCUUCAUAAGUUUGAGUUGGCCUGUUUGGCCAACCUUUGCCCAGAGACUGCUGAGGAGUCGAAGGCUCUGAUCCCAAGCCUGGAGGGGCGGUUUGAAGAUGAGGAGCUGCAGCAGAUUCUUGAUGAUAUCCAGACCAAGCGCAGCUUUCAGUAUUAAUCUCCAGAUACCAUUCUGCUGCUGAGGGCACGACACCCCAGCCCAGCACCACUGUCCCGGUCUCUGGAGCUGACUUACACAGAAAUUGUAUGGCAGAAGACACUUGGUGUAGGUUGCUGUGUCGGACUUGACUAGUGGACCUUGAUAACCUGACCUUGCCUCUCAGAAGGGUGAGAUGGGGUGAUGUGCUCAUAUGCUACACUGUUGACUACCUCAUACCACAGUUUUGGUCCCGGUGGUAUUUCUAAAAAUUUUUUAAGUCAUCUCUGCUCCCAGCAUGGGACUUUAACUCAUGACCCCAGGAUCAAUUGACGCAUGCUCUACCAACUGAUGCAGCCAGGUGCCCCCUUUUUAAGAUUUUAUCUUUUUAGCUCCUGUGUUAUUUUUGAUUCCUAAGAUUUCGUGUUUAAUAAUUUCAAUCUGUUUAUAGUUCUUAAAACUAAUAGAAUGUAUAAAACUGGUAUAGGAAGCAAUAGUCUUAUCUCAAUGUGAAAGGAAGAAUUAAGGGGGGGCCACUGGCUGGCUCGGUCAGUAUAGCAUACAAUUCUUGAUCCCAGGGCCAUUAGUUCAAGCCCCAUGUUGGUCAUGGAGCCCAGUUAAAAAAACAAAACAAACAAAAAAGCCCAAACAGGGGUCCCCAAAUAUAAAUGCAAAAGGAAGAAUUAAACCAGAUCUGUAUCGUCA
Molecule: messenger RNA, 1197 nt
Organism: Felis catus (domestic cat)
Lineage: Eukaryota; Metazoa; Chordata; Mammalia; Carnivora; Felidae
Gene: POLR2D
Product: RNA polymerase II subunit D
Exons: 4
Coding region: 85-513 (142 amino acids)
Biological process (GO): positive regulation of translational initiation; nuclear-transcribed mRNA catabolic process, deadenylation-dependent decay; transcription initiation at RNA polymerase II promoter
Cellular component (GO): P-body; RNA polymerase II, core complex
Molecular function (GO): translation initiation factor binding; nucleotide binding
Source: RefSeq, a predicted model, not a curated record